Mercurialis annua (annual mercury) is the source of this 3745-nucleotide messenger RNA. RefSeq names its product probable sucrose-phosphate synthase 1. NCBI's taxonomy places the organism in Eukaryota, Viridiplantae, Streptophyta, Magnoliopsida, Malpighiales, Euphorbiaceae. Bases 191 to 3352 code for a protein of 1053 amino acids. The record is from RefSeq and is a predicted model, not a curated record. Gene Ontology annotation, biological process: sucrose metabolic process. Gene Ontology annotation, molecular function: sucrose-phosphate synthase activity; sucrose synthase activity. The transcript is spliced from 13 exons.
UAUAGUAAUGUGUUAAAACACUAAACACUGGCUUAUUUGUAGCCUCCAAUCUCUCUCUUAAAAUCUAUAAAAUCUCAAAUCUUUUUACUGAAAAACAAAGAAAACACAAACACUGAGACAAUAAUUCUUUUGUUUUGAAUCUUUCUCUCUUUCAAAAGAGGGAGAGAGAGCUCAAGAAAAUCAAUCAAAAAUGGCAGGCAAUGAUUGGAUAAACAGCUAUUUAGAAGCAAUUCUUGAUGUGGGUCCUGGCUUAGAUGAUGCUAAAUCAUCUCUGUUACUCAGAGAACGAGGAAGAUUCAGUCCAACUCGUUAUUUUGUUGAGCAAGUUAUUACUGGAUUUGAUGAAACUGAUCUUCAUCGUUCAUGGGCCCGAGCUCAGGCUACUAAGAGUCCUCAAGAGAGGAAUACAAGGUUGGAGAAUAUGUGUUGGAGGAUUUGGAACUUAGCUCGUCAGAAGAAACAGCUUGAGGGAGAGCUUGCCCAGAGGAAUGCUAAGCGUCGGCUUGAACUAGAAAGAGGUCGCAGAGAAGCAACAGCUGAUAUGUCUGAAGAUCUAUCAGAGGGAGAAAAAGGAGAUACAGUCAGCGAGAUGUCAGCUCAUGGUGAUAGUCAUAGAGGCAGACUGCCCAGAAUCAGUUCAGUAGAUGCGAUGGAGGCAUGGGCCAGUCAGCAAAAGGGCAAAAAAUUAUACAUUGUCUUAAUAAGCCUUCAUGGUCUAAUACGGGGUGAAAAUAUGGAGCUUGGGCGUGAUUCAGAUACGGGUGGUCAGGUUAAGUAUGUUGUGGAACUUGCGAGGGCUCUGGCCUCAAUGCCAGGAGUCUACCGUGUUGAUUUGUUAACUAGACAAGUAUCAUCUCCAGAUGUAGAUUGGAGUUAUGGUGAGCCGACAGAGAUGCUGACUCUUAGAAGCUCAGAUGAUUCUGAGGAUGAAAUGGGAGAAAGCAGCGGUGCCUAUAUUGUUCGUGUACCCUUCGGACCAAAGGAUAAAUAUGUUCCUAAGGAACUAUUGUGGCCUCACAUUCCUGAAUUUGUUGAUGGUGCACUUAAGCACAUCAUUCAGAUGUCUAAAGUUCUGGGGGAGCAAAUUGGUGGUGGGAAGCCAAUCUGGCCUGCAGCCAUCCAUGGGCAUUAUGCCGAUGCAGGCGAUUCUGCUGCUCUUUUAUCUGGUGCCUUAAAUGUGCCAAUGCUUUUCACUGGUCAUUCACUUGGCCGAGAUAAGUUAGAACAGCUACUUAAACAAGGCCGGUCAUCACGGGAUGAGAUAAAUGUGACAUAUAAAAUUAUGCGUCGUAUAGAGGCUGAGGAGUUUUCUAUAGAUUCUUCUGAGAUAAUCAUAACCAGUACUAAACAAGAGAUUGAUGAGCAGUGGCGCUUGUAUGAUGGUUUUGAUCCAAUACUGGAGCGCAAAUUGCGAGUGAGAAUCAAACGCAAUGUUAGCUGUUAUGGCAGGUUCAUGCCUCGCAUGGCUAUAAUUCCUCCCGGAAUGGAGUUUCAUCACAUUGUUCCCCAUGAAGGAGAUAUGGAUGGUGAAACAGAAGGAAAUGACGAUCAUCCUACUUCUCCUGAUCCACCAAUCUGGACCGAGAUAAUGCGAUUCUUCACAAAUCCUCGUAAGCCUUUGAUACUUGCCCUUGCUAGGCCAGAUCCUAAAAAGAACAUCACGACUUUGGUUAAAGCAUUUGGAGAAUGUCGCCCAUUGAGAGAGCUUGCAAACCUUACACUAAUCAUGGGUAACCGAGACGGAAUUGAUGAAAUGUCAAGUACAAGUGCUUCUGUUCUUCUUUCAGUUCUUAAGCUUAUUGACAAAUAUGAUCUGUAUGGGCAAGUUGCUUACCCUAAACACCACAAGCAAUCUGAUGUCCCUGACAUAUAUCGUCUAGCCGCAAAGACAAAGGGUGUUUUCAUCAAUCCAGCUUUCAUCGAGCCUUUUGGGCUAACUUUAAUUGAGGCAGCAGCUUAUGGCUUGCCCAUGGUUGCCACAAAAAAUGGAGGCCCAGUCGACAUACACCGGGUACUGGACAAUGGUCUUCUUGUUGAUCCUCAUGAUCAACAAUCUAUUGCUGAUGCUCUUCUAAAGCUUGUUGCUGACAAGCAGCUUUGGGCAAAAUGUCGACAGAAUGGGUUGAAGAAUAUUCACCUGUUCUCGUGGCCCGAGCAUUGCAAGAGUUAUCUGUCACGGAUAGCUGGUUGCAAACCUAGGUAUCCGCAGUGGGAGAAAAAUAAUGAUGGCGGUGAUACUUCAGAUGCUGAUUCACCUAAUGAUUCCUUGAGAGACAUACAUGAUAUUUCUUUGAACUUGAAGUUCUCAAUGGAUGGCGAAAAAAUGGGAGCUAGUGGAAAUUUUAUCUCUCUAGAAUCAGAAGGAGAUGCUGGUGAUAGAAAGAGUAAAAUAGAGAAUGCUGUUAUGGCAUGGUCAAAGGGUGUUUCGAAGACUUUGCAGAAGUCCGGGUCCACAGAAAAAGGAGAUUCUGGCAAGUUUCCGGCAUUGAGGAGGAGGAAACAAAUCUUUGUUAUUGCAGUAGAUUUCGACAACAUCUCUGUACUUCUGAAUUCGACAAGAAAAAUUUUCGAGGCUGUUGAAAGAGAGAGGACUGAAGGCUCGAUAGGUUUCAUUUUGUCAACGUCUUUGACCAUUUCCGAGAUUCAAUCAUUUCUUGUCUCGGGGGGCUUUAGUCCUAGUGAUUUUGAUGCAUUUAUAUGCAACAGUGGUAGUGAACUCUAUUACUCGAAUCACAAUUCCGAGGAUGAUCCCUUUGUAGUCGACUUCUAUUAUCACUCACAUAUUGAGUACCGAUGGGGUGGAGAAGGGCUAAGGAAGACUCUGGUUCGCUGGGCAACUUCGGUUUCUGAUAAAAAGGAUGAGAGUAAAGAACGUAUUGUUGCGGCAGCUGAACAACUUUCAACUAACUAUUGUUAUGCUUUCCGAGUGCAAAAGCCAGAAUUCGUGCCUCCAGUUAAGGAACUCCGGAAGUUGCUGAGGAUUCAGGCUCUUCGAAGUCAUGUUAUUUAUUGUCAAAAUGGGACGAGAAUAAAUGUAAUUCCAGUAUUGGCUUCUCGUUCGCAAGCCCUCAGGUAUCUAUAUGUUCGGUGGGGUAUGGACUUGGCAAAUAUGGUGGUUUUUGUAGGAGAAUGCGGGGAUACUGAUUACGAAGGAUUACUAGGCGGGAUACACAAGAGCAUAAUAAUGAAGGGAGUCUGUAGUGGCGCAAGUACCCAACUCCACGCCAACAGAAACUACCCUCUAUCGGACGUCAUACCGAUGGACAACCCGAAUGUUGUUCAGACAGCUGAAGAAUGUACUGGUGCGGAUAUCCGAGGUUCUUUGGAGCAACUAGGAUGUCUCAAGGGCUAGAUGACCUCAAUUCUCGCCUAUCAUCACUCCAAUUAUCUAGUUAGGUUACUCUCAUCAUAAGGAGUCUUAUGCGGUUGCAUUCGCUGAAGCCGCGGCUCGUUGGUUUUGGAUCCUUAGAAAACCUGGUUGUGGGGAUUUCUUCUGGAACCUGGUGAACACCUAUGGUUUAUGUUUAUUCCCUUGUAGAGUCAAUCCUUUCUUGCUCUUACUGGCCUAUGAGUGUUUCUAGUUGAAACACCUAUUGGCUUGUGAGUUUAAAAAUAACACAGAUGCUCAUGUCCUAUUUGUAUGGCUAUUGUACACAGUUUCACCUAAUUACAGCAUUGUAAUAAUCAGACAAAUGACGGGGAGACAUAAAUACCCCUGCAAUAUUUACCAUCUUCCUGGAGCUGA